Messenger RNA from Cladocopium goreaui, 2641 nucleotides. NCBI's taxonomy places the organism in Eukaryota, Dinophyceae, Suessiales, Symbiodiniaceae. The record is from the annotation of a GenBank genome assembly.
CCAACUCGGUUUCACAUCAUGGGGAAACAUGGCUGCGGUCCGCUGUCAAUGGGCUCUGGCAGAGCUGGAGCAGGCCUCCAUCUCGGAGCGCACUUGCAACAAAGUCAUUGCCACAUGUGGCAGGCAGAUUCAGUGGCAGCGAGCCAUUCAGGUGCUCUUUCAGAUGGUGGAGGUGCGACAAGCAACGAGCAUCAGCUGCAACAGUUGCAUGGUGGCCUGCAGCAGAGCUUCCCAUUGGCAAAAGGCUUUGCACUUGAUGAGGUGCUUGCGAGGUUUCAUCCGCCACGACGGCGUCACAUACAAGCAGGCGGCUCGCGCGGCUGGCGAGAGCAGUUGGCGCAGUGGGUUGAGACUUUUGCAAGAAGGAUUUGAGAGAAUGACGGAAGCAGAUGUCAUACACUAUGACCUAGCGUUGUCGCUCCGGCAGAGUGCUGGUUCUGAUCAUUGGCCCGAAGCUCUUCACCUGAUGAAAAACAUGGUAGAAGCGCAGGUGCAAGCUGAUGUGCGCAGCUAUUCUUCCAGCAUGACUUUCGAAGCUGCUUGGCCCACCAUUGGCCUCCUUUUCCAAGAUUUGCUGCAGCGUAUGGAGGCCGACGAGUACACUUGCAACACUGCCGUCUCUGCAGCGCCAUGGGUACGUGCCUGGUGUCUACUCCGUCGCAAGGAGCACGGGAUGUCCGUUGUGUCUCACAAUGCCGCCAUGGCUGGAACUCCCUGGUUCAAGGCGGUUCAGGUCCUUCACACUCUGGAGACUGGAGGCUUGAAGCUGACUGCGGUGUCCUCUGGAACCAUCUUGAGUCAAAGCCGUGAUAUGGAAUGGCAGAGGCCGCUCUGGUUUCUGUCGCGCUGCCAGUCAAGGGACAUCCAAAGCAACUCGAUAGUUCAAAGCAACGUACUGGCUGCCCAUGUCGAUUCUGGACAUUGGCAGGAAACGCUCGGAAACGUGAUGGCGUAUCACAGCAGAGGAGGAAAUUUGAAUGUCGCUUUGAAGACCCUGAGCCUGAGCGCUUUUUCCCAAGCCGCGAGCUGGCAGAAAGCCUUGGCUCUCAGUGCUUCUGAGAGAAUCGAUGUUGUGCUGCUAAAUGCUUUGGUCACAUGCUGUGCCCGUGUGGCACGUUGGCAGGAAGGCCUAGAAGUUGUGUGUGGCAGUCUGGUGAGGCACUCGUUGCGAGCGAGUGUCGUCACCUUCAACGCGGCUUUGUCAGCGUGUGCCGCAGGUCGGCAGUGGCAAUUGGCUGUCAAUUUAAUUGAGGAGAUGGAGGGCCAAAGGCUAGCACCUGACAGCCUCACCUUGAACAGUAUGAUGCUAGCGCUUGGGGAGGCUGGCUUCUGGCAACAUGCCUUUGAGAUCCUGAAGAUGUUUUCUUCUUGCAGCUGCGAAGCCAACGUGGUUUCCUUCACUACGGCCAUCACAGCUUGUCCCGCCCAUCAGUGGCCACAAAGCCUCGUCCUGGUACAGCAAGCUGCCAGUGAUGCCGCUGGUGAAACCAGCUGGGCAGCAGCGGUGACAACGCUGGGUCGCGCUGUUCGUUGGCGCGAGGCUAUGUGCUUGGGGCACAUAGCCAUGGAAGGAACCCACGAUGCUGUGAUGCUUGCCUAUGCCACUGCGGUAGAAAAAAUGUCUUUGGAAAUGCGUGCUUCCUGUGACAGUCUUCCGCCAGUCAUGGGUAACGCUUGCUCUGAGGGAUGCUAUCAGAUGUUGGGUGGCGGCAGCGCCCAAGUGACGGAGCUGCGAGCUUGCAAGAAGGAGUUGAAGGAAUUGAUUGAAACUCGCAAUUGCCAUCCCAUUCUGGUUCGCUUGGCUUGGCACGACUCUGGCACCUAUGACCAGCGCAUCAAGGAGUGGCCUCAAUGCGGUGGUGCCAAUGGAGCCAUCCGUUUUGACCCUGAGAUGAACAUGGGCGCCAACGCAGGUCUUGACAAAGCCCGAGGCUACCUCCAAAAGAUCCAUGAGGCACAUCCCACCGUCUCCUGGGCUGAUCUCAUCCAGUUGGCCUCUGCGACUGCGAUUGAGAUGGCCGGCGGACCUGUGAUCAAGAUGAAGUACGGCCGUGUGUCGGUGACUGGGCCUGAGCAGUGUGCUGGCCCCCAGAGCCGCCAGGGCUUCAAGGGCAACGCUGGGCUCCCAGAUGCGGCUCCUGGAGCUGAUGGGACCUUUGGUUGUGGUGCAAAGACCCCGGAGGAACACUUGCGCAACGUCUUCGGCAAGAAGAUGGGCUUUACGGAUCAAGAUAUUGUGGCCCUGAGUGGUGCGCACACAAUCGGCCGUGUCUUCAAGGAACGCAGCGGAGCCUGCCCCUUUGGAUACGGUGAACAGGCAGCCUCCAAGUACACCAAGGGCAGCUGCAUCGUGCGCAAGGACAAGAAGUCAGGCUGUGGAAUGGUUGGCGGUGCCGCGUGGACGAAGAACUGGCUGACCUUCGACAACAGCUACUACACUGACUAUAAGCAGGCCAUGGACGACGACGAUCUGAUGUGGUUGCCAACUGAUGCGUGCCUUCACGAGGACCCAGAGUUCAAGAAGUACUUCUACAAGUAUGCAGGAGACCAGGCGGCCUUCUUCCAGGAUUAUGCCUCUGCCCACAAGAAGCUCUCUGAACUGGGAUGCAAGUUUGACCCACCUGCAGGCUUCCAGAUUUGA